Phoenix dactylifera (date palm) is the source of this 2089-nucleotide messenger RNA. NCBI's taxonomy places the organism in Eukaryota, Viridiplantae, Streptophyta, Magnoliopsida, Arecales, Arecaceae. The record is from RefSeq and is a predicted model, not a curated record.
GGGCGGUGGCAUAUUAUUUUUACGCGUGCGAAGGGUUUAGAAGGGUUUUAUUCCGCUUCAAUGCAAAACCAUCACUCAGUAGCAACGGCGGCGUCUCCCACCGCGCAGCGCUGAAACCCUAAUCGUCUCUUGGCCAUGCCUUCGAAACCCUAAUCCCCCAAACUCGCUGCUAUCCAUCAUCUCUUCUCCCAUGGCGGCCGACAUAGCGUUAGAACCCGAACCCCUGAAUCCGUGCUGCGCGGAGAUCAAGAAACGGUAUCAGAAGCUGGAAGAGAAGAGGAAUGCUCUCCGGCAGGCCGUGAAGCUCCUCGAGAACGAAACGAAUAAGCUCCUGAACGAGAAUCAGAAUCUCAAGAAGGCUUAUGAAGAGGAGCGGGCACGGACAGGGCGAGAGAAAGAAGCAAAAGAAAAGGAGUCCACUAUUAGAAAUCAGUUGGAGAAAGAAAUGCAUGACUUGAAGGCUGAGAUGUCCUCCUGUCAGAAAAGUGGAAGUUCGAGAAGUGAGGCUGAUGAUGAAAGUGGCCUGAUUCGCAUUUUGGAGGCAGAGGGAGAAGUAGGAAGGCUCAAGGAACUUUUAGAUGAAGAGAAAAAGCGAAGCAAUUCUGAGAAGAAGAAUGCUGAGGUGGAGAAGAAAAAAGCUGCUGAAGCAUGGAAAUUUGUGGAAGUGGAGAAAAGCAAGGUAGAAGAAGUAAAGAAACAUGUAGAGAUUGCAAGGAACAAAGCUGAUGAAUACAGGCUUUGCCUUGAAAAACUAAAGAUGGAAGCUAAUGAAGCAAGAGAGAAGUUGAUUGCGGAGAUCUCCAAAGCAGAUGAUGCAAAUAAAAAGGUUGAAGCCGAGAAGCAGAAGAUAAACAGAGAAAGGGAACGUGCUGAUAUGGAGAGGACAAAAGCAGAAGAACAGAGAAGGCUCAUGGAAGUAGAAAGGAAAAAGGCAAUGGGUGAAAAAUACAGGGCAGAUAAUUUGUCCCAGAGGCUGGAGAAGGAGAAGCAAAGGAGUGAAGAAUUACAGAGGAAAGUCGAGGAGAUUUUAUCUACCGGAAGAGAUGUAAGGGGUUGUUCAUGUUUUGGAGAUAAAAGAUCUAAUGGCGGAACAAACAUCAAAACUGCAGAUGUCAAGCUUCUAAGAGAGCAACUCAAGCUAAAAAAGAAGCAAGUAAAGCAUGCUAAAAGAAUGAAUAAACUAGAGAAAGCAGAAAAUAGGUUUAUAAGGAAAGAGCUUUCUCUCUUAAAACAGGAUUUCAUGCAAAUGUCUUGCCGCUUUAAUGUCCUUUACGACUUCCUAUCAUGCAGCAUGGAAGGUACAGAUAGCCUGGCAAAGAACGGCGAAUCUCCAGAGCUAUGGGGCUGCAACUUGCAGAACAACCUUUUGGGUCCCCAACCAUGCAAUUUUAACUCGCAAAGUGAUUUUAGCUUGCCAGAGAUAUGCUAUACAAAUUCACUUAAUCACCCUUGUUCUGCCAGGGAAUGCCCUCGCCUACAGUUAUCUAGAGGAAGCUGUACCCGGCCAACCUCAGGGAAAGGAUGCAUUAUUUGCCACUGCAUCAACCGAAGUAGCAGAGAAGAGCUCCAAUCAGAGAUCAUCCAUUCUGAGGACUUAAGUGUAGUGGAUCAGGCGUCUAAUAGUCGCAGAAAAAAAAGAAGGAUCCAAGAUGCUCUAGAAUCUGUUGCAUGGUUAUAUUCUGAGGAUGGUCAGUUGCAUUUGAAGAUAGGAGAGAAACUAUCUGAGUUAAAAUAUCUUUUGAACAGAAAAGGUAAUAUCCCUUCAGGCGUGGAAAAUUCUGGGAUCUCAGAGUACUUGGAUGACAGAAAGGGGUUUUGUGCCAAAAAUCAUAAUGAUCGCAGUAAAAAAUCCUGCAAACACAGGAGUAACAAAAUGCUACGUAAGCAGCAGAAGAAUGAUGUACUAUACUUGAAUCAAAAUGACGUUCAGAAGCAAGCAGAAAAGUAUGAAACAGAAGACAGUAGGGUUCCAUGCGCCCUCCGUGAAAUGGCAAAACCUUUUCAGAUGAAAGAGAAUGCUGUAUGCAGGGAAGAGCCAUCUAAUGCUGUUUGCAGUAAGCAGGCUGAUUUAAUUUCUUUUGAGAGAUGA